AUGUCUGGAAUUAAGUCUUCGGCCGAAGAGGCUGGGGCUGGAGGUAGCAUCCAUGGCUCUAUCAACUCCUCCAAGAGCCCAAAUGGAACUGCGAAUCAGUUUCAAAUCGCUAUCUGCGGAGUUGGUAUGCGACUCUCGGGUGGAAUCCGCAGCACCGAGGAGUUUUGGGAUUUAUUGGCCGGUGACGCGGAUGCCCGCGGUUCUGCCCCUGGAGCCCAGAAUGAAAGGCGUGAUGUGCAUGGCAGCCGAUUAAGUGAAGGCCACAACUCCGUUGAUGCAUCCUUAUUCACGACCACUGAAGGGCCAGCCGAUUUUGGACCGUAUGGCCAGAAACUCCUCGAAGUUACGCGUGAAUGCCUAGAAGAUGCAUGCGAGGUCAGCUAUCGCGGAAAGGGUGCGUCUGUAGCUUGCUAUCUGGCAAUGCCAAGUAAAGAAGAAUCCAAGUCGAAGGAGGCCAGACACACCUCUAUCGCGGACUAUGUAUCCAAACAAUAUGACUUUCAAGGACCAAGCGUAAUGAUUGAAAAUGCGGAUCCUUCCGCAUCACUGAAGGCACUUCAUGAAGCAUGUAAUGCUAUGAAGAAUGGUGAUGCCAAAGCUGCUCUCGUUGCGGGCAUCAACUUGAUGACCGCCGCGGAGAUGGAUGCGGAUGCUUCUGAGAGAGAAGCGGUGGUGGCAGUGUUCAUCAAGCCAAUGAAUGACGCAAUUCGCGAUGGAAACCCGAUUCAAGCCGUCAUCUGUGCUACUAACACGUGCGACGGCCAUGAGUUUCGAGAAGCCGUGAAUUCAGGAGCAAGUGUCUAUGUAGACAUGAUCCGCGAGGCCUAUGAUGUCGCUGGGUUGGAUCCCCGUGACACAGCAGUUAUUGAGUGUUACGAUGCUGGUUUUGCUGGAAACCAGAUCGAGCUCUCGGCUCUUGAACGCGUUUUCGGAGGGAGCGAUGCCUCUCUUUGCUCCUCUCGCCAUGCUGUCGGUGACUCAAAAAGUGCUUCGGGUCUUGUUAGCUUGAUCAAGGCUAUGGUUUCCAUAAAGCACCAAACAAUUCUGCCAACUGCAUCAAACGGUCAAUCUCAAAGUCGGAAGCUCAGUGCGUUUGCAAAGUCACGCGAAUUUCCAUCUGGUCGAGCUGAAAGAAUCAGCAUCAGCUAUCUUGGAACUGCGGACAUUGGAACCCACGUUAUCCUUGAGUCGUAUCGAAAUAACGAUUCUUCAGCAAACAAGUACCACUCUCGCACAGAACUUGUCCUCUUUUCAGCAAGUGACGCAACUGCUCUGAACCAGCAGAUACAGCUUCACCAUGAUUACGCCAAGGCACACCCGCAACUCGUCCCUGAUGUUGCUUUUACUCGUGCUAUACGCCGAAAAGCACUCACUCACCGCGCUUUUUCUCUCCUCGGAGUCGAUGGAGAAUGCCUAAGUACUUCGAACCACGCGAAAUGCCCGCCUGAGCCCUCUUCCAUCACGAUGGUCUUCAGUGGGCAGGGAGCGCAGUGGGCAGGCAUGGGCAAAGAACUUUUCCAGCUCGAUGGAUUUAGAGAUGACAUUCAAAGCAUGGACGACAUCUUGCGCCAACUGAAAACCCCGCCUUCUUGGACGAUUGAAGAGGAAAUCCAGCGAUCAUCCACCGACCCUCUAUGUCGAAUUCAUUCUGUGGAAACGGCUUGUAUGCUGUCUACCGCUUUGCAGAUUGCACUUUUUCAUCAGUUUGAUCGUAUGGGGGCUACGCCAGAGGCCGUCGUCGGCCAUUCCAGCGGCGAGAUUGCCGCAGCCUACGCCGCAGGUUUUCUUACUCUGAAGGGCGCGAUUGUUACGGCAUAUUACUAUGGCUAUGCCGCUGCGAUGAGCACAUUCGAUGGAACCAUGGCGGUGACAGGUCUGAGCGCCGAAGAUACAAAAGAGUUCUUGCGUGAAGGUGUCGUUGUGGCCUGUGAAAACAGCCCAAUGAGCACGACAAUUUCCGGCGACCGCGAUGUGAUAGAGGAGGUCAUGGCUUUGAUCAAACUGUCUAGACCGCAAGUGACCACGCGAAAGUUGCAUGUUGGAACAGCUUUUCACUCACAUCACAUGGAAUCAAUCUCUACUGAACUCCUGGGGUUAUUAGAGGCUGAGAGAAUUGCCUUGCCAGAGCAGCGAACGAGAAGGGCCGUUUUAAUGUCGAGCGUCAAUAACAGCAUUCUCAAUGCCGCCGAAGACCUCAGCCCUAAUUAUUGGGUAAACAAUUUGAUAUCGCCUGUCCGCUUCUCUUCCGCGGUUCUGUCUCUUCUUGAGACUAUCCCUCAACACAGCUUAUUCCUGGAAAUUGGACCGCACUCAACGCUUUCUGGGCCACUUUCACAGAUAUGCUCUGCCACCUCUGUGCCUUGCAACUAUAUCUCAUCUCAGUUUAGAGAGAAAGAUUGUUUGGCGAGCUUCCUAUCGGCGAUUGGUCGGCUUUGGCAGUAUUCCGUGGUGUUGAAGUUAGGUCCUUUGUUCACUGGGAAAGCAAUCUCUGGACUGCCUCAAUACCCAUGGAAUUACAGCAAUCAUGAUGAUAGCGGUCUCUUGGAUACCAACACAAUGCCAUUAUCGGCAACAGAUAGACGGGCUCAAAUCAUCACAAGAGCCGCAUUGAUGACGACUGCGAGCCUCUCAGCUGAGGAAACACCAAAGACUGAGUUGGAGUUAAUCCUGCGGGCUCUUUGGGCAGAUGUACUCCGCAAUGUGCUUCAGAUCCGUAUCCAAGAUAUCGGAAGGCGGCAUAACUUUUUCCUCCUUGGUGGUGAUUCUCUUACGAUGACCGAGCUCGCCACAACUGCUUAUCGACAUGGUAUCUCCCUCUCCCCGAUAGACAUCAUGGAGAAUCCCGAGCUGGCACAAAUGGCCGCUGUUGCUUCAAUCGAUGAUGCUGAACAAUUGGGAUAUGCUAAGCCAUUCAGUUUGAUUCCGCAAGGCAGCAUGGAUGAGACCAAAACCGAAAUGCAGAAACAGUGCAACCUCGAUGCCGGAACAAUUGAGGAUAUUUACCCUUGCACAACACUUCAAGAGGGAUUUAUGGCACUUGGACUUAAGCAGCCUGGAUCCUACAUUCAUCGACAGGUUUACAAGCUAAUGCCGCAUGUUGACAUUGAUCAUUUUAUGGCCUCCUGGGACGCGGUCAUUGGGCACUGUGGCAGUCUACGGUCAAGGAUAGCCUUGGUUAACUCCGAAGCAUUGCAGGCUGUCGUCACAACUGAUACUACAUGGGAGGCUCCUGUUUCGAAUACUGAUGUGAAUACAUAUUUGAACGAGACUCGAAGCGUUCCUAUGAGUUAUGGAGAUCGUCUCAGCCGAAACGCGUUGUUACACCAGGAUAACGGCGACACCUAUUUCAUCUGGAUUGUUCAUCACGCUGUUUUUGAUGGGUUGAGUAUGAAAAUCAUACUUGAUGCUUUGCAGAGAUCCUAUCUCAGCACGGACUCCAACAUAGAGGCUUUGCCACCAUAUUCGAACUUCAUUCGGUACAUUGGGUCACUUGACUACGACUGCUCUCGCGAAUACUGGAGGAAGGAAUUGGAGGGUUCACAGCGAUCCCAAUUCCCUGCCGCUUCUAUAACUGCGAAAUCUCAAGACUGUGUGAUGAAGAAGUCCAUACCGUUCCAGAACCCAAAAGCAGCAAUAACAACGGCAACCAUCCUUCGCGCCACCUGGGCUCUUCUUCUUGCUCAGUAUUGUGGCAAUGACGAUGUAUGCUUCGGUAUGACCUUGUCUGGCCGACAAGCUCCUGUCCCCGGCUUGAACGAAAUUCCAGGGCCCAUGAUUGCUACUGUACCUGUCCGAAUUCAGAUUGAUCGGGAAAUGCUAGUUUCUGAAUUUCUUCAGCAUAUUCAGUCACAUGCGUCUAAAAUGGUUGCUCAUGAACAGUUUGGACUACAGAAUAUCUCUAAGCUUGGGCAAAGUGCUAGGGAAGCCUGUGAUUUUGCCAAUUUGCUUGUUAUCCAACCAAUGCAGCAUCUCUCUUCAGCAGCUUACUCCUCGUUGGACUCGAUCCUUCAACAAGGCAUAGAAGAAAAGGCGAUAUCAGAGGAAGCCAUGAGGAACUAUUUUAAUUAUCCGUUAGUUCUUCAAACUCGCGUUGGAGAUGAUGCGAUUGAACUCGACUUCACUUACUAUAACGACGUUUUGACCGAGGGCCAGUUGGAGGCUUUAUGUUACCAUUUUGAACAUGUUACUCGACAGCUUCUUGAACAAGAUGAUGUUCCUUUGAAGUCCAUCACAGUAUCCAGCCCGUGGGAUCUACAGCGUGCUAUAGAAUGCAACAGCGAAGAGCCAGAUAUUAUUUCAUCAUGUUUACAUCAAAUCAUUGAAUACCAUGCUCUGAAGAGACCGGACGCGAUGGCUGUUCAUGCAUCCGAUUUGACGUUGACCUAUAGCCAGCUGAAUCUUGCUGCUGAUAGACUGUCGAGCUACCUUAUGGAUAAUUGUGCGGUUCAGGCACGCGAUCUUGUUCAUGUCUGUUUCGAAAAAUCCGCUUGGUUCUUCGUAUCCAUCUUGGCGAUUAAUAAGGCCGGGGCUGCUUGGGUUCCUCUCGACCCCUCUCACCCCCUCCAGCGCCAUAAGAAGGUCGUAAUGCAGACAAAGGCAAAGCUUGCGUUAGCCUCGCCUAGUAACACCCCUCUUUGUGCUGAUUUAGUCGAAAAUGUCGUUGAAGUUUCUGCUACUCUUGACGAGAUGCUGAUGAGGCGAAGACAAAAUAACAAGAAUCCACGCACAGUAUCCCCAAGUGAUGCUUGUUACGUUCUCUUUACCUCUGGAAGUACUGGAACCCCUAAAGGUUUCGUUAUGCAGCACCAGGCUCUCUGCACCAGUCAGACUGCUGUCGUCAAACGGCUCGGAAUGACAUCGGAUAUCAACGUCUUACAAUUUGCAUCAUACGUCUUUGAUAUGUCGAUUGGAGAGAUUGUCGGUCCAUGGAUUGCUGGUGCUUGCAUAUGUGUGCCAUCUGAAGAAAUUAGAAUGAAUGGACUUGCUGAGUAUAUACGCACGAUGGAUAUCAGUUGGGUAUAUUUAACGCCUUCAUUCUCUCGCACUUUAAUCCCGGAUGAUAUCCCUGGCGUCAAGUUGAUGCUUCUCGCUGGCGAGGCUGUGAGUCGCGAUGUAUUAGAGACCUGGUUUGGAAAGCUUCGUCUUAUCAAUGCAUGGGGCCCAGCUGAGACCUGUGUGUUCAGUACACUGCACGAAUUCGGAUCUCUUAAUGACUCCCCUUUAACGAUUGGCAGACCUGUUGGUGGUUUCUGUUGGCUUGUUGAUCCAGAGAAUCCUCAUCGCCUAGCACCCUUUGGAACCAUUGGUGAAGUGGUCAUCCAAGGACCGACAUUACUCAAAGAGUAUCUGGCAGAUCCAGCCAAGACCGAAUCAGCAACAGUUAAGCCUUUACCUAACUGGAUGCCCAAUCGCAGUUCGGACCAGUGGAAUCGCUUCUAUAAAUCUGGUGAUCUGUGUAAAUACAACUCAGAUGGAACGAUUGCAUUUGUUACAAGAAAAGACACUCAAAUCAAGAUCCGAGGUCUUCGAGUCGAGUUAGGCGAGGUGGAGCACCAGAUCAAAGCAUGUCUUGAUGGAGUUCAUCAAGUUAUGGUGGAUAAGAUUGACAACGAGGCCGGUGCAAGCCUAGUUGCCUUCUUUUGCUUCAAUACUGAGACAAAAAUUGUAAAUACAGCAGGCGGAGAUCCUACAAUGUUCCUCCCGAUCACAAGCCAAUUGAAGAGCCAAAUUGUUGGCAUGAUUGGACACCUGUCUGUGAACCUUCCAAGGUACAUGGUGCCGUCGUUAUUUAUCCCAUGCAGAUAUAUGCCAUCGAUCACUUCGACCAAGUUGGACAGGCGCACCUUGAAGCAUCAUGUCGAAAUGCUGGAUUCUGAGAGCCUGUCCAUUUAUUCGCUAGUUGACACUGUCAAGAAUCCACCAGAGACAGCAAUGGAGAGUAAGCUGCAAGCCAUUUGGGCGAAAAGGCUGAACAUGCCACUGGAGUCUAUUGGAAGAGAUGAUAGUUUCUUGCAAAUCGGUGGUGACUCCAUCUCUGUGAUACACUUUGUGGCCGAUGCUCGCCAAGCCGGAAUUUCACUCACUGUCAAAGACGUCUUCGAUGAUCCAAGAUUGUGGAAAGUAGCUGCUGUCGCCGACAAGAUGAACGGGGAUUCCAACGUGAUUUGUAGCAUUGCGCCUUUCGACCUACUUGAGCGACAUCAGACCGACUUAGCUAUGAGGGAGGAGCUGCUCAAGCAGUGCAAUCUGGCUAGCUGGGAUCUUGUUGAAGAUGCAUUCCCUUGCACCAAGCUACAAGAAGGGUUAAUGGCACUAACCGCGAAACAACCAGGAGCAUAUGUUGCGAAAAUGAUAUUCAAGGUUGCAAGAAAUACUGAUAUUGACCACUUUAAGGUUUCUUGGGAUCAAACUGUUGCUCUUUGUAACAAUUUGCGCACGAGAAUUGUUCAGCUCAGCAGUAUGGUAUCACUCCAAGUUAUUGUCAAAGAACCUGUGCAGUGGGAUUCAACGGACAAUCAGAACAUGGAUGAUUUCUUAAAGUCUGCGAGUAACAUCCACAUGUCCCAUGGGUCACCACUUUCCCGUCUCGCACUUGUCAAUGAUGACAAUGGCGAUCGCUAUUUUGUCUUCAUUACGCAUCAUUCAGUGUUCGAUGGGUGGUCCUUAGCUCUCGUGAUCAAGACAUUCCACUCAAUAUACCAUAAUACUGGAGUACCGACGCUGGGCUCGUAUUCCAGCUUCGUGCAGUACACGCUUCAACUUGACCUGAAUAGUUCGGAGCAAUACUGGAAAACGCAAUUAUCUGGGGCAAGACGGGCUUUGUUUCCUUUACCGAGAGAUGACUUUAUCAUCACCAACUCCGAAAGGAACAUAGGUGUCUGCGCAAGGGAAAUUAAAAUCGGAAAGUCAACUAAGGGGGCCAUUACCACAGCAACGUAUCUUCGCGCUGCUUGGGCGAUUCUUUUGGCACGAUACUGCAGUAUAGACGAUGUUUGCUUUGGUGCUUCGGUUUCUGGCCGAAAUGCUCCACUUGCAGGUGUAGAGAAUGUCCUUGGCCUGGUUAUUGCUACACUCCCCAUAAGAAUCCGGUUGAAUCCAGACCAGCUAUUGUCGGAAUUUCUUGGUGAUGUUCAGAGGCAGUCAACUGAAAUGGUGAUGCACGAGCAAUUUGGGCUACAGAAUAUAGCUAAACUCAGCUCAGAUGCCAAAGACGCCUGCAGCUUUACCAGUCUCAUGGUCGUCCAGCCAAAGGAACUAACAAGCGAGUUUGAUGGAGAUGAGGCAAUCCUUAUUUCCACAAGAGCAGAGCAGAGGCUCGCAUGGAAGUCCAUGGAAGACUAUUACAACUAUCCUCUCAAUCUCCAAUGCCACCUGGGCGAUGAUAGUACCGAGUUGGAGUUUGUCUAUGAUACAAACGUCAUUUCUGAAUCGCAGGUCGUAGCAUUAACUCAUCAGCUUGACCACGUCACCCAGCAGCUCGUAUCUCUAGGUAGAGAGAAGUUGCUUCGUGAUGUGGCCAUAGCAGGGCCUUGGGAUCUCCAGCAAAGUAUGAAGUGGAAUGACCACGAAGUUGUGAUCGAGGAGCACUGGUCUCUCACCUAUGCCGCUCUGGAGAAUCUUUCUGACCUCGUCGCUUAUCAGCUUUUGCAAUACAAUGUCCAGCCGGAAACAAUAGUGCCGUUUUGUAUGGAGAAGUCUAUAUGGGCCGUCGUCGCUAUGGUCGGUAUUUUGAAAGCUGGUGGUGCGUUUCUGCCACUUGAUCCUUCUCAUCCAGAGUCACGACGAUUGGCCUUGGUUCAGGAGGUCAAUGCCAAAGUGAUAAUUACUUCACCAUCUACGGCCCUAUCGUGUGAAGGAAUGGCUCAGCACACCGUCCAGGUUUCCUCCUCCCUGUUGGCACAUGCUCCCAAAACCACUAAAAGCUAUCGUGAACUGAACAAUUACAAGAAGCCUGAGUCUCACAAUGCGGCCUACGUCCUCUAUACUUCUGGCUCUACAGGAAAACCUAAAGGUCUGGUCAUGUCACACUCCGCCGCUUGCACUUCACUAUUGCGCCACCCUGAAAACUUCAGCAUCAACAAGUCGACGCGAACAUUCCAAUUCGCUGCCUACGUAUUUGACGUUUGCAUUUUGGACAUAUUCGGUUCACUCUUUGUCGGAGCCACCGUCUGUGUUCCCACAGAAACUGAGAGAGUGGGCAACACCUCACGAUUUAUGACCGAAGCUCAGGUCACUUGGACAAUGUUGACGCCAUCAUUUAUUGGAACGCUCGACCCUGAUACUCUUCCAACUCUACAAACCCUUUGCAUCGGUGGAGAGGCCCCCACAAGAGAUAUCUUGAGCAAAUGGCACGGGCGAGCAGAGAUUAUCAAUUCCUAUGGUCCUGCAGAGGCUUGUGUAGAUGUUGCCAGGCAUGUUUUCAAGUCACGAGAUGAUUCACCUACAAAUAUUGGACGUCCAUUUGCUCACAAACUUUGGAUCGUGGAGCCAAACAAUCACAAUCGCCUCGCUCCAAUUGGAUGCAUCGGCGAGUUAGUCAUUGAAGGUCAUGCAAUUGCACGUGGCUAUAUCAACAACGAAGAAAAGACAAAAGAGUCCUUUAUCGAUGACUUAGAAUGGUUACCCAGUGUUAUAUCCAGCGGUAGGCUUAGAGUCUAUAAGAGUGGUGACCUUGCAAGGUUCAACCCCGAUGGAACAAUUGAGUUCUUUGGGCGGCGGGAUACUCAAGUCAAGAUACGUGGCCAGCGUCUAGAACUCGGCGAGAUUGAGUAUAACAUCAAGGCCAAACUUGCAGAUGUGCAGCACACUGUAGUGGACCUCAUCGAGCGUGAAGCAGGCAAGAUGAUCAUUGCUUUUAUCACAUUCAAGAACUACUUGUGUGACACCAUGGCAGAUAUUGCCGACCCUUACGGCAACUUUAUCAAAGAUGAAAAACUCAUUUCUGCUUUCCAAGAUCUUAUUCUUGAACUGCGACGCGUAUUACCAAGCUAUAUGAUCCCAAGUAUCAUCUUCCCUCUCCGGGAACUUCCCUAUACAGCCUCGAAUAAGAUCGACAGAAGGACGCUGCGUGAACUUGCGACAAACAUGCCCCGCGAAAUGUUGUCAGAAUUUUCGAUAGCUGGCCAUGAUAAAGUAUCACCAACCACUGAAAUGGAGUUUAAACUUCAAAGUCUGUGGGCUCGGGUCUUGAACAUCGACGCUGAAGAAAUAUCUAAAUUCGACAGCUUUUUGGAAAUUGGUGGCGAUUCAAUUUCUGCAAUUUAUCUUUCGAAUCUUGCCGCAAAAGAGAAUGUACAACUUUCCAUCGCAACCAUUUUUAAAGACUCCCAAUUAGCCUCGAUGGCUGCCUCGAUGAUUAUUGGACACGAGAUGACUACUGACGUCCAACCGUUUAGUAUGAUCGAGGAGACACGGCGGGAGUCUCUAACUACUGCUAUUCGCCGACAAUGUCAGCUUUCAAGAGAACAAGAUCUUGAAGAUUUGUACCCUUGUACACCGCUGCAGGAAGGCCUCAUGGCUUUGACCGCCACACGGCCUGGCUCUUAUAUAGCCAAGCGGGUUUACAAGCUGGUAGAAAACAUUGACCUGGAUCGUUUCAGGAAAUCUUGGGAGCAAACCAUUACGGCUUGCAGCAACCUGAGAACAAGGAUUGUGUUGGACGGAGAUAUGUCGUUACAAGCUGUGGUGUCUCAUGAUACGUGCUGGGAUGAGACUGAUGCCCAAAACCUCAACGCUUACAUGGAUGAGAUUGAGAAUAUUGAUAUGACGUAUGGAUCUCGACUUUCGCGGCAUGCGAUAAUUAGCACUUCCAAUGGACCAACAUACUUUGUUUGGGUUGCGCAUCAUGCAAUUUUUGACGCCUGGACUAUGCAGAUCAAUAUGGACGUCCUUCAGCGUUCUUACGCCCAAGAUUUUCUCCCGACUCUUCGCCCAUUCGCAAACUUUGUCCAAUACGUCUCACAACUGGACCAGGAAGCGGCUAUGGAUUACUGGGCCGAGGAGCUAGAGGGUGCCCAAAGGGCUUCAUUCCCACCGCCAAAGCUCGUGACUCAAUCAGAGACGUCAGGAGCUCAGGGAAUCCAAAUUAUGAAGAGAAAAAUCGCAGUUCCAAGCCAAAUCAACUCCUCUAUAACAAAGGCUUCAGUACUUCGAGGCGCAUGGGCACUCGUCCUAAGUCUACACUCUGAGACUGACGAUGUCUGCUUUGGUACAACUAUGUCAGGUCGACAGGCGCCAGUUCAAGGCUUAAUUGACAUGGCCGGCCCUACAAUCGCCACAGUUCCUGUGAGAGUCCGCCUUGAUCGUACGCAGCGCGUGUCUGAGUUCCUGCAAAAUCUCCAGACCCAAGCCACUGAGAUGGUAGCUUAUGAACAGUUCGGCCUUCAAAAUAUUUCAAAGCUCAGUGCCAGUGCCAAGGACGCUACCGACUUCACUAGCUUGUUUGUUGUUCAGUCAAGUCAGACGCAACAUGCGGAAAAUCACGACAGAAAGCUUUUUACAUCUGAUUUGAAUGACGAGACAAAAUUGGAAACCUGGUUGGAAAGCUUUUUCAAUUAUCCCUUGACGAUAGAAUGUGAUCUGAUUGAGAACCACGCGAUUCUAACGCUGUACUACGAUGGAGAUAUACUGUCUGAUCACCAGCUUCAGGGUCUUUGCAAUCAGUAUGAGCAGAUUGUCCAACAGUUAAAUUCUCAAUACGAAGAGCCGCUCAACACUCUGUCGAUGACUAGCCAAUGGGAUAUUGAAUUCGCCCGUGCUGCUAACCCCAAUGCGCCUAAUGUUGUUGAUACCUGUAUCCAUACACUUAUCGAAGAACGAACAAAAAUAAGCCCGGAUUCUGCUGCAGUUUGUUCUUGGGAUGCUGAUUUCACUUAUUCCGAACUGGAUGAGAAUGCCAAUAGGCUGGCUAAUUAUCUGAUGAAUGUGUUGAAAGUGAAAGCUGGCGACCUAGUUAUGGUUUGCUUUGACAAAUCUGCCUGGUUUGUUGUGGCGAUCUUGGCUAUCAACAAGAUUGGUGCUGCUUGGGUGCCCAUUGACCCAUCACAUCCAACUGAACGUCACCAAAGCAUUGUCAAGCAAACUGGAUCAACUUUGGCUCUCUGCACGCCUUCGAAUUCGCUCAAGUGCAGCCAAUUAGUUGCAACAGUCCUUGAAGUGAAUGCGGAAUUCAUUUCCGAACUCCGAGGUAUUGAAGCAUAUGUAGGCAAACCCGAUGUGAAAGUCAGUCCUUAUGAUGUUUCAUAUAUCAUUUUCACAUCCGGAUCGACGGGAGUUCCCAAGGGUGUGGUCAUCCAGCACAGGGCCAUUUGUAGCAGCCAGGUUGCUCUGAGUCAGAGACUCGGUAUGCACGCUGGCGUUCGAAUGCUCCAAUUCUCCUCAUUUGUGUUUGAUGCCUCGCUUUUCGAAAUAUUGUCUCCACUCAUUUCAGGUGCUUGUGUUUGCAUCCCUUCGUGGGAUAUGCAAAUGAACUCAUUGCCCGCUUUUAUCCGGGAUACCAAUGUCACAUGGGCAUUUCUGACUCCCUCCCUUGCCGGUAUUCUUAGUCCUCAAGAUGUGCCUAGCUUAGAGCUUAUUACAGUUGGUGGUGAAGCUCCAAGCAAAGAGGUCUUCGAUAUUUGGCUUGGUAAAGUGCGACUGUUUAAUGUCUGGGGUCCUACCGAAACAACAGUUAUCGCUACAGUUCACGAAGUAAAAUCUACCUCUACCCAGGGAUCGCAUUUAACUAUCGGUCAACCGAUCUGCGGCAAUUGCUGGAUUGUUGACCCUGAAGAUCCAACUAAAUUGGCUCCUGUAGGAACUGUUGGUGAGAUAGUUGUCCAAGGACCGAAUUUGCUACGAGAAUAUCUUGCAGAUCCAGAGAAAACAGCUGCUGCCACCGUCACCUCCCUCCCACAGUGGACUCCAAAUCGUGAACUAUGGAAUCGGUUCUAUAGAAGUGGAGAUUUAGCCGUUUACAAUUCUGACGGCACUAUAAGGUACUGCAGCCGCAAAGAUGGACAAAUUAAAAUACGUGGCUUGCGUAUUGAGUUGGGAGAAAUCGAACACCACAUUCGCAAGAACAUGGAUACCCCGGGCCAAGUAGCUGUCGAAGCGCUCAGAAGCGAAGCUGGUACUAAUCUGGUUGCAUUCAUAUGCCGGAAUAGUGAUACUAUUCCAGCCAGCAUGACCAAUAACAUAACCAGCGAAGAUAUCGUCCUUCCUUUGACCGACGAGCUGAAAAGCAGCUUGGGAGCCCUGCGAAGUUCUUUAAUAUCUUCUCUACCUGGCUAUAUGGUGCCAACCUUCUUUGUUCCCUGCAAGAAGAUGCCACUAGUGACGUCCUCCAAAUUGGACAGAAAAUCCCUGCUUCGCCUUGCCGCUACACUAGAUGUGCAAUGUCUUGAGCAGUAUUCGUUAUGUGCAGUGAACGAGGUCAAAUCUAAGCCAGAGACAAAGAUGGAGCAGGAUCUGCGGGACAUUUGGGCGGAAGUCUUGAAGAUACCUGUUCAGUCAAUUGGCAGACACGACAGCUUCUUGGCAAUUGGUGGUGAUUCUAUUGCGAUUAUUCGACUCAUUGCCUUGGCUCGCGACUAUGGUAUUGAGCUUCGAGCUAGCGAUAUCUUUAAAGAUUCUCGGCUGUCCUCUGUUGCUCUCCAAGCGGUGUCUAUCGCCGUCGCUGAGAAGCAUACCGAAAUAGCAAAUCCAUUCAGCCUUUUGCAACCACGAGUUCGAGAUCAUCUCUUAACGGCACGAAUGAGGAAGGAGCUUAAUUUAACCCAUUCGAUGGACCUUGAAGAUGCAUAUCCUUGCAGCAACCUGCAGGAAGGUCUCAUGGCCCUGGCUGUGAAGCAACCUGGAUCGUAUAUCACGAGCUUUCACUAUCGCUUAUUAGGCCAUGUAGAUGCCUCCGACUUCAAAAGAGCCUGGGAGAAAACGGUGCAACUAUGUGCCAUUCUUCGAACCAGGAUUAUCCACCUCAAUGGCUCGUCAAUCCAAGUAGUGAUUAAUGGCGAUACUUGGGAUAAUACAGACGGUAUGACCGUGGCUUCUUAUCGCCAGUCAAUUCAAGAUGUAGAAGCCGAAUACGGGUCUCGCCUUUGCCGUUACGCGUUGAUUCGAGAGAAGAGUAACGAGAUACAUUUCAUCUGGACUAUGCACCACGCGAUAUUUGAUGGUUGGUCUAUCCGAGUUUGUCUUGACACACUUAAUAGCAUGUAUAAAGGAAUCAACGUUACACCAUUGACGCCCUAUUAUCGAUUCAUCCAAUACACCAUGGAUAUCAACUCCCGGUCCGCUUCUGAUUACUGGGCUGAGCAGCUUCGUGAUGCUAAGAAAGCCUCCUUUCCUCCCGAUGCCAGUAAAGAUCGACUAGAUCAUUCGAGCGGCGUUCGAUCUAUGGUUAUGGAUAUUGACCUUCCUGAAUUAAACAUACCAGGCGUCACAAGAGCUACAGUUCUCCAAGCGACGUGGGCUGUUCUUCUUGCACGCUAUUGCGAUAGCGACGAUGUCUGCUUUGGCACAACGAUAUCAGGGCGACAAGCCCCGAUGCCUGGGAUAAUAGAUAUGCCGGGCCCAGCGAUUGCAACCGUCCCCAUGAGAAUUCGAGUCGAUCAGCAGAAAUCGGUCACUAGAUUCCUGAGCCAAGUGCAGGAACAAGUCCUGGCGAUGGUGGAAUUUGAACAGUUCGGCCUACAAAACAUUCGCAAACUGAACAGAGAUGCCAAAGACGCCUGCGAGUUCUCUAGCUUAUUAGUUAUGCAGCCGAAAGAAGCUCUGGAUCCUUUAAGCGAUGACGAUGCAAUUCUCACUUCAGUUGAUCAGAAACUUAGCACUGGUGAAUAUGCUCUUCAAAAUUACUUUAGCUAUCCACUCGUUAUUCAGGGACACCUGCAUGAUGACGCCACCGAACUUGUUCUCAUCUACAACACCGCAGUCCUAUCCGAAGAGCAAAUAAUGGCAUUGUCACAUCAGUUUCAGCAUAUAGCUAAGGAAUUUGUCCUAGGCCUGCAGUCGGAUGUUGGAGCUAUCACGAUUGCUUCUGCGUGGGAUCAUGAAAAGGCUGUCUCGUUCAAUCCCGAGAUGCCAGAGGUAGUAGAAGACUGCUUCCAUCAACUUUUUGAAUCACAAGCUUCAGAGACCCCUCAUGCCAUGGCAAUCUGCGCUUGGGAUAGGAGCCUCACAUAUGCUGAGCUGGACAACGCAGCCAACCGCUUAGCACAUUAUCUAAUGGCUCAGCACGCGGUCAAAUUGGAUGAACUCAUCCACGUAUGCUUCGAUAAGUCAGCUUGGUUCUUUGUAUCAAUUUUAGCUAUUAACAAAGCCGGUGCUGCAUGGGUUCCUCUCGAUCCAUCUCAUCCUCCAGAGCGACUUCGCCAAAUUGUUACACAAACAAAAGCCCAAGUGGUACUGACAUCAGAAUCUCAUGCGGUGCUAUGCAGCGGACUUGUGCCGCUGGUGAUUGAGGUUUCAGAAUCUCUUGAUCGGCAAUUAUCAAGCAAUAGGGGAUAUAGCUCAAGCUCACCGGUCACCAAGGUGUCACCCAAUAAUGCAGUAUACGUCCUGUUUACAUCCGGCAGCACUGGCAUCCCGAAGGGUCUUGUCAUGGAACAUCGGUCUGUCUGCAGCAGUCAGAAAGCGAUUAUUAAGCGACUGAACCUUCACUCUAACGUCAGGAUGCUCCAAUUUGCGGCAUUCGUGUUCGAUCUCUCAAUAGGAGAAAUAAUUGCACCACUUAUAUCGGGCGCCUGCGUCUGUGUUCCUUCGGAGCAGGCCCGUAUGAAUGAUAUUGCAGGCUUUAUUCGAGAGACCGGUGUGACCUGGGCUUACCUUACACCCUCUUUCAUUAGAGUCUUAAAACCAGAGGAUGUCCCUACCCUCGAGCUGCUUCUCCUUUGUGGGGAGGUAACUCCCCGAGAUGUCUUUAACACUUGGGUGGGCAAGGUCCGAUUUAUCAGCGGCUGGGGCCCAGCUGAGACAUGUGUCUUCAGCACCCUGCAUGAGUGGAAGUCAAAUACCGAAUCAUCAUUGACUAUAGGCAAGCCCGUCGGAGCAUUCUGCUGGAUCGUUGACCCCGAGCGCCCUGAUCAGUUGGCUCCCAUUGGAACUGUUGGAGAGGUUAUGUUACAAGGUCCAACACUUCUGCGUGAGUAUCUUGACGACCCUGAGCGGACAAGGUCAUCUGUCAUUACAUCACUGCCCAAUUGGGCAUUGCAAAGAGCACCUCAAUGGGCACGCUUCUACAAAUCGGGUGAUCUGGCUAUGUAUAACCCGGACGGAACUAUCGAGUUCUGCAGCCGCAGAGAUACUCAAGUAAAGAUUCGUGGUUUACGAGUUGAACUUAGUGAGGUUGAACAUCGAAUUCGUGAGAGCUUGGAAGGCAUUCGUCAAGUUGCUGUGGAUGUAUUAACUUCUGAUGGCGGCUCCAACUUGGUCUCAUAUCUCUGCUUCAGCGAAGAGAUUCGUUCAUCGUCAGACGCACAGGCUAAUCUAGGUGACAUUUUCUUGCCACUUACCGCUGAGUUUCAACCGUUACUUGCCGCAAUGAUAGGUCAUCUGAAGGUGAUCCUUCCUAAUUAUAUGAUACCUACUUUUUUCAUCAUGUGCAAAUACAUGCCUUCUUUCACGUCCACGAAGCUCGAUAGGAAGGCUCUUCGUCAGAUGGUAUCUCUGCUUAGCCAUGACCAAAUAUCGAUGUAUUCACUCCUGGAUAGCAACAAACGCCCCCCGGGGACGGCGAUGGAACGAAAGCUCCAAUCAAUUUGGGCGUCCAUCCUAAGAAUACCUGUCGAUUCUAUUGGUCGCGAUGAUAGCUUCUUACAGAUUGGUGGAGAUUUGAUUUCUGCCAUACACCUCGUGUCUAAAGCAAGAGCUGAUGGCAUUUAUCUAAACGUGAAGGAUGUUUUUGACGAUUCAAGGCUGCUCAUGGUUGCAUCGAAGGCAAUUCUCAGCGACAACAUCGAAAAAGCGAACGAAAUCAUAUCGCCAUUUAGCCUUCUGCCAGAGUUGACUAGAGAUGCAAUCAUCAGGCAAGCGGCUGAUCAAUGCGAUAUCUCACAAAAUGCCAUUGAAGAUGCAUACCCAUGCACAUCUUUGCAAGAGGGUCUUAUGAACAUAACUAUGAGACAGCCAGGCGCUUAUGUAGCCAAAUACUGCUUUCGCUUGGCAGAAAAAGUUGACGCUCUGCGUUUUAUUUCAGCUUGGGAUCGAACUGUCGAAUGGAAUGACGAAGAGAAAACCUUGUUGCCCGUCCACAGCCAACGAGGUCUCGAUAUUGAUUACGGCUUGCCACUCUGUGGGUAUUCUCUGAUUGACCAUGGUGGUGCCAAAUACUUUUGUCUCAAGUUGCAUCACUCGAUCUUCGAUGGUUGGUCGCUUCGGUUGAUCAUGGGUAGUUUACACUCCAAUUACGAUGCAACAGAUGUCUCUCCGCUCCAUUCAUAUUCUAGGUUCGUCAAGUACAGCCUGAAUAUGGACCACGCUGCAUCUGCCAAAUUUUGGAGAGCUCAGCUGGAGGGUGCAAAAUCAGCAGCUUUUCCAAUGGGGAGCGAAGGACAUCUAAACGACUCAAAGCGGCAAAUGAAGCUUCAGACAACUUCAGUUAGCCUUAAACAGCUAGCCAAUAGCUACAUCACCAAAGCAACAGUCAUCCGAGCGGCAUGGGCAAUUGUGCUGGCAAGAUACAAUAAUGUGGAUGAUAUCUGUUUUGGUUCCAGUGUCUCUGGUCGCCAUGCUGAAGUUGCUGGCAUAGAGUCCAUCCCCGGUCUCGUGGUCGCCACGGUCCCCGUUCGUAUUCGAAUAGACAGUCAGAAAGCUGUGUCAACAUUCCUAGAAGAUAUACAGUACCAAGCUGCUGAUAUGGUUCCCCAUGAGCAUUUCGGGCUGAAGAAUAUCUCAAAUCUCAAUGACGAAGCUAAGGCUGCUUGCGCAUUCAAAACUUUAUUUAUUGUUCAGCCAGUUCAACAAAUGAGCCAUGAGAGUAAUUUGUUCGACCUUACGACAGAAAUUGAGGGAAGCAGCAAGGAAGAAAUGCUUCAGAAUUACCUGAACUAUCCUCUUGUUGCCCAAUGCAUGCUGUCUGAUGAUAGUGUUGACCUUGAUUUGUAUUGUGAUCUAUCCGUGAUUGCAGAGCACCAGUUACAGGGCCUUUUGCACGCAUUCAAGCAUGUGACUGAGCAGUUGCUCACCGCAAAUGACCUGCUCUUGUCUCAAAUCUCAGUUGAGGCACCUUGGGAGCAUGACUUCGCGGCUUCAGCUAAUGGCAUCCCUCCUGUGGCCAUUAAACAAUGCAUACAUUCUCUUAUUGAAGAAGAAGCAAAGAAGCACCCGGAAUCUUACGCUAUUCAGGCAUGGGAUGCUGAUUUUACCUACCAGCAACUGGAUAUCUGUGCAAAUAGGUUAGCCAACUAUCUUAUCAGCAGCCUUCAUGUUAAAAUUGGCGAUAUUGUUCAUGUCUGUUUCGACAAGUCAGCCUGGUAUAUUGUGGCUAUUUUAGCAAUUAACAAAGCUGGCGCAACCUGGUCGCCGCUUGAUCCCACCCACCCCGUUCGGAGAUAUCAGCAAAUUAUCUCACAAACUGGCUCCUCAUUAAUCUUGACCUCUCCAACAAAUGCUUCAAAAUGCGCAACUUUGGCAGAUUCAAUCUUAGAGAUAUCAUCCGGUCCUUAUGAGACUUUGGUGAAAGAUGUAACUGAGCGCCGACCUGAUGUCGCUGUAGCGCCAGAAGAUGCUGCCUACAUAUUAUUCACUUCUGGAACAACAGGUGUACCCAAGGGCGUCGUUAUUGAACAUCAGUCACUGUGUACAUCCCAGACGGCCCUGGCUCAGAGGGUGGGUUUUACAAACGAUACCAGAAUGCUCCAGUUUGCCUCGUUCGUCUUUGAUGCAUCAGUACUUGAGAUUAUUGCACCCCUCGUCAUGGGUGGUUGCGUAUGUAUGCCAUCUUGGGACGAACAGAUGAACGAUUUGGCUGGGUUUAUAGCCAGAGCUUCCGUAAAUGCAGCAUUUGCCACACCAACUGUUGCUCGCAGCUUAAGGCCAGAAGAGAUACCUGGCGUUGAGAGGCUUGUUGUAGGUGGUGAGGCUGCAGCUUCAGAUAUUCUCGAAACAUGGAUUGGAAAGCUACGACUAUUUAAUGCUUGGGGCCCGACGGAGAUAUGCGUUGCCGGUUCCGUACAUGAGUGGAAGGACAUGAACGAAUCCCCAAUGACUAUUGGGCGGCCUAUUUUAGGCAAUUGGUUCAUUGUAGACCCAAAUAAUCCCAUGCGAAUGGUUCCCACAGGAUGUGUCGGCGAGAUUGUAUACCAAGGACCAACUGUCUUCAGAGAAUAUUUGGCCAAUCCAUCCCAGACCCAAGAGGUUAUAGUAUCGUCGCUCCCGCCUUGGGCACCUAAUCGCGAUAUGAGGGAUUGGAGUCGAUUCUACAGAACGGGUGACUUGGGACGUUACAAUCCAGACGGCACAAUGGAAUAUCUUGGUCGAAAAGAUACUCAAGUCAAAAUUCGUGGCCUUCGUGUAGAGCUCCAUGAAAUCGAACAUCAAAUAUUUGCCCACCUUCCUAGGGUUCGUCAAGUUGCUAUUGAUGUUAUGAAACGGGAGGAGACAUCUCAUCUGGUGGCUUAUUAUUGUUUCAGUAAUGAUACUCUCCCAUCACAUCUGGCAGUUGAUGAUGCAGGCAAAGGCGUGUUUUUGCCUUUACGGGUUGAGGCUAUGCCUCAGAUUCAGGAUCUGAUUGCUCAUCUAAAGGGGGUUCUUCCACCUUAUAUGGUCCCGAGCACUUUUAUCCCCUGCAACUUUAUGCCAAUUGCAACAUCGACUAAACUGGACCGGAAAUUACUUAUCCAAAUGGCUACAUUGCUUUCCCGAGAAGAAUUUGAAGCAUAUUCGCUGGUUGAUAGUAGCAAACGCACUCCAGAAACGCCUAUGGAGAUAAGAUUGCAGCAGCUCUGGUCUGGCAUUUUGCAUAUUCCAGCGGAAUCAAUUGGAAGAGAUGAUAAUUUCCUCCAAAUUGGAGGCGAUUCUAUGUCCGUCAUCCAACUCGUCUCCACUGCUCGUGAGAAUGGAAUUAUUAUUAGUGCCAGGGACAUUUUUCAUGAUGCUCGGCUUCUCAGUGUAGCCGAGAGAGCUCAAAGCAUUAUCGGAGAUGACCAGGAUUUCAGCCCUAUACAACCAUUCAGCAUGUUAGACCAACCUAACUUAGACUCGCUUCUUGCCGAUGAUACCAAAUCUGUCAUGGGAUUGCGCGAUGACAUGACCAUUGAAGACGCGUACCCUUGUUCAAAGCUUCAAGAAGGACUGAUGGCAUUGGCCAUCCAAAAACCAGGAUCAUACAUUGCCAGGUUCCAUUAUCGUCUCUCUGAGUCGGCAAAUAUGGACUCAUUCAAGUCUGCGUGGAAUAAAACAGUUGAUAUGUGCCCUAAUUUGCGAACUCGGAUCAUGCACGUUGACGGCUGCUCUAUUCAGACGGUGAUCAAAGAUGAUAACGAGUGGGAUUCGCUGGGUACGCAAUCUCUGGAUGACUACCUUGAGUCCUUGCAGGACAUUAAUAUGCAAUACGGCACCAAGUUAUGUCGCUAUGCACUCAUUUCUCAUCAUGAUGGUGUUCAUUUCAUCUUGACAAUGCAUCACGCAGUAUUCGACGGAUGGACGAUGCGCUUGGUACUUGAAACACUGGAGAAUAACUAUAAAGGGAUUCGAGUCAAUGAACUGAAACCGUUUUCGCGCUUCAUCGAAUAUACUCUAAAUAUUGAUCACCAAUUGGCAAGCGAAUAUUGGCUUGGUCAGCUUAAUAACGCAAAGAAGGCCAGCUAUCCGAACAGACUGGCUUCGAGUGAGCAACCUGCUGGCUCCAAUAGUACCGGGAAUUUCGAAUGCGAGCUACUGAUGCCUAAACUUUCUGCCAAUAUCACAAAGGCAACAAUUCUACGGGCUGCCUGGGCGAUCGUGCUCGCUCGCUAUUGUGAUGCGGAUGACAUUUGCUUUGGUACAACUGUCUCGGGUCGUCAAGCGCCGGUCACUGGAUUAGCGGAAAUGCCUGGUCCAGCCAUUGCAACGAUUCCUGUUAGGAUUCACUUGGAUCGCCAAAAAGAUAUAUCUGAAUUUUUGGAGGAUAUUCAAGCACAGGCAUCUGAAAUGGUUGCAUAUGAGCAAUUUGGUUUGCAUAAUAUCGCCAAGUUGAGUGAUGAUGCGAAAGACGCUUGUGACUUUUCCAGCCUACUCGUGAUCCAGCCCAGACAAAUUUUGUCGAGUGUUAACGGGGAUGAUCAGGCUCUUCUUGUUGCACAGUCUGAUGAUUCAGCAGGCGAAUCAUUAGAGAGCUAUUUCACUUAUCCUCUCGUCAUUCAAUCCCACUUGCAUGAAACUGGUGACAAGCUCGUUUUCAUAUACAAGAAGCUUGCUAUUUCUGAACAGCAGCUUGUUACACUCUCAAAUCAGUUAAAGCACGUUAUUUCUCAGCUCUUACGUCCUAAGCUAUUAUUAAAGGACCUCUCCAUUACAUCUGAGUGGGAUGUUGAGCAGUCUAUGAGAUUUAACCCAGAGGUACCAGAAAUCAUGGACACUUGUGUCCACACACUUAUCGAAGCCCAAGCUCAUCGUGAACCUAACGCGCUAGCAAUCUCUGCUUGGGAUGGAGAUUUGACGUACAGACAACUUAACGAGUCUGCAAAUCGACUUGCUCACUAUCUUGUCAAGAACUACAAUGUCCAACCAGAUACCCUCAUUCACGUCUGUUUCGAAAAGUCGGUUUGGCAUUUCGUUGCUAUCGUCGCAAUUAACAAAGCGGGUGCUGCAUGGGUUCCAUUAGAUCCUUCUUAUCCAGAGCAGAGGCUACGACAAGUGAUAAGCCAAACGCGCUCUACGUUGGUAUUGACAUCAUCCCGUAAUGCAAAGCUCUGCUCGAACCUUAUCAACAACGUUCUACGAAUUGAUGUUGAACUCGACAAGAGAUUAAUUAUGACCGAAGAUGGCCACAAAGGCCCAACUGUUGCUGUAACUCCCCGACAUGCGGCAUACGUGCUCUUCACUUCUGGAAGUACCGGGAAGCCAAAGGGCCUGGUAAUGGAACACCGUGCCGUUUGUACGAGCCAAACAGCUAUUGCAAAGCGGCUGAAUUUGACAUCUGAUGUCCGGAUGCUUCAGUUCGCUGCUUUCGUAUUCGAUCUCUCUAUUGGUGAGAUUAUAGGGCCUUUAAUCUCAGGUGCCUGUUUAUACAUACCAUCGGAAGAGACAAGAAUGAAUGGCCUAAAACAAUACGUCAAUGAAACGAGGGUUAACUGGGCGUAUCUUACACCUGCUUUCGUAAGAACUUUUGUUCCCGAGGAUAUGCCCGGCCUGGAGCUGUUGCUGUUAGCCGGUGAAGCUGUCCCCCGGGAGGUGCUAUCCACCUGGUUUGGAAAGAUCCGUCUCGUCAAUGGCUGGGGCCCUGCUGAAACUUGUUGCUUCAGCACCCUCCAUGAAUGGUCCUCUGUGGAUGAAUCGCCACUUGUUGUUGGUCGGCCUGUCGGAGGAUUUUGUUGGAUUGUGAACCCAGAUGAUCCUCAGAAACUCACACCGACUGGUACACUAGGCGAAAUUGUUAUACAAGGUCCUACAAUCCUACGCGAAUACCUUGCUGAUGUCGAACGCACCAAAGAUUCAACUGUAUACGCUCUUCCAAAAUGGGCGCCUCGGCCAGACUCAGAGCACUGGAAUAGGUUUUACAAAUCUGGUGACCUUGGCUACUACAAUCCUGAUGGCACCAUAGUUUUCAGUAGCCGCAAGGACACGCAAAUCAAGAUCCGCGGAUUGAGGGUUGAAUUAGGCGAAGUCGAACAUUAUAUACACGAAACACUAGAAGGCGUAUGCCAAGUCGUCGUUGACGUCUACCAAAAGGAAGGCCGGUCCAACCUCGUGGCAUAUAUCUGCUUCAACGAUGAGAUGAAGAAUCCAUCUGCCGAUGAAGAAUUCACUGCAGCUGCUUUAUUUGCAUCUAUUACGGAUGAUAUGCGCCAGAGAAUCGCUAUUAUGCUAGGGGAACUAAGGAUUACAUUACCGCAAUACAUGAUCCCUACCCUAUUCAUCCCCUGCAACUUCAUGCCAUCCAUCACAUCUACCAAGCUAGAUAGAAAGACUUUACGCCUUCUGAUGGCUUCCCUGGAUGACCAACAGCGCGCUCCAUACAAUCUUCUCAACACCCAGAAACGCGAGCCCGAAACUGAGAUGGAAAUUAUACUACAGAGGCUUUGGUCCGAGGUUUUAAGCGUUCCUGUGAGCUCUAUUGGUCGAGACGAUAGUUUCCUACAAAUUGGUGGAGACUCAAUUUUAGCCAUUCAAUUAGCUUCUAAGGCUCGGGAAAUGGGAAUUUCUUUCCAAGUAAAGGAUGUGUUUGACGACCCGAGACUGAUGGCACUGUCUUCGAAGGCUACGAAUACUACAUAUCAGGCUGAGACAGAAGUGACGCCAUUCAGCAUGCUAUCUGAUGAUCUCAAAAACGAAAUUCUCAGUGAUGACAUUCGCAGCCAAUGUUGUCUGUCUGCCGAGCAUGUUAUCGAAGACGCCUAUCCAUGCACUUCGCUGCAGGAGGGUCUGAUGGCCCUGACUGCUAAGCAACCCGGAUCUUACAUCGCAAAUUAUGUUUUCCGACUUCCUGAUCAUGUCAACAUUCCUCGCUUUAUGGCCGCUUGGGACCAGAUGGCUGAGAUUUGUUCUAACUUACGGACUAGGAUUAUUCAUCUGAACGGAGUGUCCAUCCAAGUAGUUGUUCGAGGUGGCAGCCAGUGGAAGCCUAUAGAGGAUCAGGCAUUAUCGUCUAUUCUUGAGUCAUCUAAAAAUCUCAAAAUGACCUAUGGAACGCCUUUAUCUUCGUGUGUUAUCAUAUACGAAAACGACACACCUUAUUUUGUGUGGUCAGCUCACCACUCCAUCUAUGACGGCUGGACGAUGCGAAUCAUAUUCAGCACAUUGUAUUCGGCCUACUACCGCGAUACCAUACUUCCCGUUAGACCGUAUUCUUCCUUCCUCGAUUACUACUCGAAAUUGGAUACCAAAAAGGCCACAGACUUCUGGAUGGAGGAGCUAGCUGGGGCCAAGCGGGCAGAAUUUCCGUCUACCCAACGCGCUACCUCUUCUGCUAUGACUGAUGUCUAUCAUUCAAGCGUUGCUCUUCCAAACUCACUUGAUCUUUCUGUUACGAAAGCCACAGUUGUGCGCGCAGCCUGGGCACUAGUCCUUGCCCGGUAUUGCGAUAGCAAUGAUGUAACGUUUGGUACUACCGUCUCAGGCAGACAAGCCCCAGUCCAAGGGGUUGAGUCCAUCGCCGGGCCUAUGAUUGCAACUGUUCCAGUUCGUGUUAGACUUGACAAACAGGCCUCAGUAUCUCAGUUCUUAAGCGAUGUUCAAUCACAAGCAUCUUCUUUAAUUCCUUUUGAACAGUUUGGUCUUCAGAAUAUCGCCAAGCUAAGUCCAGAUGCAAAGGAGGCCUGUGACUUUUCUAGUCUCCUUGUCAUUCAGCCGCCAGUACAUGACCCUUCCGGGGGAGAUGAUGGAAAAGCUCUUCUUUUGCAAAGCGAUAUUGAGCAAGAAGAGACAGAAAAGGCUAUGCAAGGCUAUUUCAACUACCCUCUUGUCAUCAUUAGCAGCAUUGGAGAGCGUGCUAUCCAGCAGCGGCUAUUCUAUAACUCAGCAGUUCUCACCAAGCUUCAGAUGGAAGCAUUAUCGCAUCACAUGGAACACGUUAUGCAACAACUUUUGAAAAACAGCGGCAUGCAGAAGGAUAUCUCUUUGAUCGACUCUUGGGACCUUCAGCAAGCCAUCGAUGCAUCUCGUCUACGCCCUGCUACAGAGUCAUGUACACAUUGGCUGAUUCAAGACAAGAUCAAAGAACAGCCUGAAGAAACCGCUAUUACAUCUUGGGAUGGUGAUCUCACUUAUGUCCAACUUGGGGUUCAUGCCACUUGUUUAGCGGCCAAGCUACAGGAUCUUGGUGUUGGGCCCGAGUCACUGGUUCCUAUAUGCUUCCAUAAAUCCAAGUGGGCAGUGGUCUCUAUGGUCGCUGUUCAAAUGGCAGGUGGUGCUUUCAUUCCUCUUGACCCUGGCGCUCCGCCAGCAAGAUUGCAGGGCAUUCUACAGGACACAGGAGCUGCAUUGGCCAUUUCUGACCCGUCUAGUCAAGCAACAUUACAAUCCCUGGGUGUAGAAGUCAUCACUGUGGAUAAUGAAACUAUAUCCAAGCUGCCUAGCUCGGUUGCUCUACAAUGCGAGGUGCAACCUGCCAACGCCAGCGUUGUCCUGUUUACAUCUGGCAGCACAGGAAGGCCCAAGGGCAUGAUCAUUCAACAUAACAGUCUCUGUUCAUCUAGUGAUGCCUAUGGAUCUGACCUGAAUAUCGGACUUGGCACGCGAGUGUUCCAGUUCUCGGCGUAUACUUUUGACGUUGGUGUUUUAGAUUGCCUUGUGUCGCUUAUGAGAGGUGCCUGUAUUUGCAUUCCUUCAGAUCAUGAUCGCCUUAAUAACCUUGCGGCUGCUAUUACUGCAUCUCAAGCUACUUGGGUUUUCCUUACGCCAACUGUUGCCGAUCUACUUCAUCCAGUGGCCGUACCUACCUUGAAAACCGUCUGUCUUGGUGGCGAAGCUAUAAGCAAGAAAUGUGCUGAGAGAUGGGUUAACCAUGUGGAUCUUCAUGGACUUUACGGCCCAGCAGAGGCAUCAAUUUGUGCAUGGAAUUCUAUGGUAGGGAAAUUCGGGCGCUCAACAAAUCUUGGACAUCCGAUUUCUAGUGCUUUUUGGGUUGUUGAUGUCAAUGACCCCAAGUCUCUCGUGCCACUCGGCUGUAUUGGCGAGCUUCUCAUUGAGGGCCCCAUGCUUGCUCGGGGUUAUCUAAAUGUGUCAGCCGACAUCGCCGCCAACUGGAUGGAAGGAGUUGAUUGGCUCCCUGGCAGCAAUCAACCAAGAAGAAUUUAUCGUACGGGUGAUCUGGUACGACGGAACGCAGAUGGAACUUUUGAUUACAUUGGUCGUAAAGAUACGCAGGUCAAGCUCCAUGGUCAACGUGUUGAGCUGGGAGAAAUUGAGGCUUGGGUUAACGAGUUCCUACCCAGUAACAUGGCUGCCAUUGUGGAUGUUGCGAAGGACAAUGAUGGUCCUGAUUCUUUAUUGGCCUUCCUUUGGUACACUGAGGAAGCAUCUAAUUCACCAGCUCGCCUCAUGGAUGUUGUCUCUGAUGAAGCACGGGCCGCCAUCUUGCACCUAGAUACAUCUUUGAGCACGAUUUUACCUCCAUACAUGAUUCCUUCAUCUUACCUUCUAUUCGGUGGCAAGCCAGAACAAACUGUAACGGGCAAGAUCAAUCGAAAAUCUCUUACCAGCCAAGCCCAGCAUAUUACCGCUCAAGACCGUCUACGCUUUGCUCCUGAUACCAGCUUCCGCGUCCUACCUACUACACCUAUGGAAUUUAAGUUGAGGGAGCUUUGGGCUCAAGUUCUCCCUAUCAGCCCAGAGGAUAUUUGCAAGAAUGAUAGCUUCUUACGACUUGGCGGCGACUCGAUAUCCGCUAUCCAGCUGGUGUCUAAGGCUCAACUGCAAGGACUUAGCCUGACAGUUGCUAUCGUUUUCCGAAGUCCUCGACUGGAGCAAAUGGCUGCUGCUAUGACAGAGGAUGAUUCAAAUUCAUACGAUGAGAUUCAGCCAUUUGGCAUGCUUCCGAUUAAGGAAUCUGAUGUGAUUUUGGCUGAAGCUCAAGCACAAUGUUCGUUGCCUCUCAAGUCCGUCAUUGAAGAUGCCUACCCUUGCACCAAGCUUCAAGAGGGUUUAAUGGCGUUAUCUGUCAAGCAACCUGGCAGUUACAUUGCCAAAUACCUCUAUCGCCUCCCCGCUCACGUUGAUUUGGCUCGAUUGAAGUCAGCGUGGAAACAAACUAUCGUCUUGGACCAAAGUUCUAGCUGGGAGCCGCUCCAAUAUCAGGAUUUACGAUCUGUUCUGCAAUACGCUAAAACUAUGAACAUGAGUUACGGCACACCACUGUGCCAGUUUGCGUUCGUUGAAGACGAACAGGAAAAUGUAUUCUUCUUCUGGGCUAUGCACCAUACGAUUUUUGACGGUUUAUCUACUCAAGUUAUUCUCAACAUCCUACACAAGGCUUACCUAGGCGAUGAAGUUCCCGUCACAACACCUUAUUCGCGAUUCAUUCACUAUCUUCUUCAGACAGAUAGUGAGGCUGCCUCUGCGUAUUGGAGAGAUCUACUACAUAAUGCUAAUCAUGCGCCAUAUCCUCCUCUACAAAACACACAUGAUAAGCCUGCGGUAACAUCCGUCUUAGAGACUUCGAUUGGCUUCAUCGAUACUAAAGAGCUCAAUGUCACGGUUGCAACCGUUGUUCGAUCCGCUUGGGCCAUGGUCCUUGCUAGGUAUUGUGAUACAGACGAUAUCUGCUUUGGUACCUCCGUCUCUGGUCGCCAAGCUCCUGUCCCUGGAAUUGUUACCAUGGUAGGACCGGCAAUUGCAACUGUUCCGGUUCGAAUCCAGAUAGACCGUCAACAGUUUGUAUCAGAAUUUUUAGACGGUGUUCAAGAGGCGGCAGUAGAAAUGAUUCCAUACGAACAAUUUGGUCUGCAAAACAUCUCAAAGCUCAGCCAGGAUGCCCAUGAGGCAUGCCAGUUCUCAAGCUUGUUAGUAAUUCAACCAAUGAGCCACAUUUCUAAUAGUGAAAAGAGCAAGACUUUGCUAGUCGCUGCAGAUACGACUGAAGAAGGGCUUUCGGAUACUCUGGCAAACUUUUUCAGCUACCCUCUCAUUGUACAAGGUCACGUUUAUGAUGACGAAUUAAGAGUCGCAAUGGCCUAUGAUGGAAAUAUUUUGACUGAAAGUCAAGUGCAAACAUUAUCUGACCAACUUGGCCACGUCAUCCGCCAACUCACAUCCAGUGGUGCCGUUACCCUUGAUGACAUUUCAAUAGCAUCCUCCCAUGAUUUGGAAUUGGCUAUUGCUUCGAACAGUGUUAUACCUGCGGUCGUCGAUUCAUGUAUCCACGAACUGAUCGAUGCCCGAGCCCAGAUCUCUCCCGAUGCACCAGCAAUCUCAGCCUGGGAUGCGGAACUUACAUAUAGCCAGUUGAUUGCGGCUUCAAACAGGCUUGCAUACCAUCUCAUUCACACUCAUGGUGUAAAACCCAACGACCUCGUCCAUGUAUGCUUUGAGAAGUCCGCUUGGUUCUUUGUGUCGAUUAUUGCGAUUAAUAAAGCCGGUGCUGCUUGGGUGCCUUUAGAUCCCUCUCAACCUGAAGAGCGAUUACUCCAGAUCGUCCAUCAGACAGAGGCCCGGACGGCAUUAGUAUCGCCCAAGAAUACGACACUGUGCACUAAACUAGUCGAAAAUGUAAUAGAGGUCACGGCUCAACUUGACAGACAAUUGAGUUUAUCUGUGUCGAAGUUAUACGCGCCUCAUCUGGCUGUAUCGCCUUAUAGUACCGCUUAUAUCAUUUUCACUUCAGGGAGCACCGGAACGCCGAAAGGUGUCGUUAUGACACACAUAUCUUUAUGUACUAGCCAAACCGCUUUGGCCGAGAGACUUGGCAUGACCUCAAGUGUGAGAAUAUUGCAAUUUUCCGCUUUCGUUUUUGACAUGUUCGUUGGCGAGACUAUGACAUCGCUCAUCUACGGCGCAUGUGUUUGCGUUCCGUCAGAUAGUGAACGAAUGGAAAACCUUGUUGGCUUUAUUAACAAGAAGCAAGUGAACUGGGCUUUCCUCACGCCGACUUUUGCUCGUACGAUCCAGCCAGAAGAUGUUUCAGGCCUACAGCUCCUCUUAGUUGGCGGUGAAUCUAUCCCUCAAGACUUAGUUCUCAGGUGGUUCGGGAAGCUACGUCUUAUCUGCGCCUGGGGUCCCACGGAGAGCUGUGUUAUCAGUGCUGUGCACGAAUGGACUUCUGCUGAAGAGUCUUCUCUUGUCAUUGGCCGUCCAGUUGGUGGUUUCUGCUGGAUUGUUGACCCAGAUAUGCCGCACCGCCUUGCUCCAAUAGGCACAGUCGGCGAAAUCGUUGUUCAAGGCCCAACACUCCUACGUGAAUAUCUAAAUGACCCUCAACGAACUGAGGCUGCAUUGAUUCCGAAACCAACUUGGACUCCUCAGCCUGAUCCUCAGCAUUGGAAUCGAUGCUAUAGAUCCGGCGAUCUAUGUUUCUACGGGCCUGAUGGCAAUAUCGUAUUCAGUGGCCGUAAGGAUACACAAGUUAAGAUCCGCGGUUUCCGGAUUGAACUUGGAGAUAUAGAACACCAUAUUCGCAGUCAAUUAGACACUCCCUGUGACGUCGCCGUGGACGUCUUGAAAACUACUGCUGGAGCUAGCCUGAUAGCUUUUAUCAGCUUCAAUAUCGAAGCCAAUGCGUCCAUUGUUGACUCCGGUGCUGAUAUAUUCCUUCAGCUCGAGCCCGACAUGCAAAACAAGUUUAGUGCUUUGCUUGGGCGCCUCAAAGCUCUGCUGCCCCCAUACAUGGUUCCGGCAAACUUUGUUCCUUGCCAAUAUCUCCCGUUUACAACGUCUACAAAGUUGGACCGCAAGAAGCUAAAGACUAUGGCUUCCAAGCUUAGUCCAGAGACUCUUGCUGAAUAUGCACUCUCCAAGUCGGAGAAGCACAGUCCGAAGACAGAGAUGGAACACCGGCUACAGGCCAUAUGGGCUACAAUAUUAAGCAUACCUGCCGCAUCAAUCAGCCGUGAUGAUAGUUUCCUGCAGAUUGGCGGCGACUCCAUUAUGGCAAUACACUUUGUUAAUGCCGCCCGGGAUGCGAAUAUUGGACUUACAGUAUCCGAUGUCUUUGAUGAUCCCAGGCUAUUAGCCAUUGCUGCUAAAGUGACUGAUCUCACGAAAUGUGAUUCGGUGUCGGAAGUCACACAGUUUGCUCUUCUUGAUGAGAGAGUGCGACAAUCGCUAUCAAGUCAAGAGUUACGGCACGCGUGUAAUUUUGCUGAAGAUAGCGUCAUUCAAGACGCCUACCCCUGCACUAAGUUGCAAGAGGGUCUUUUGGCUCUUGCAGAGAAACAGCCUGGAAGCUAUGUUGCAAAGUUUGUCUACCGCCUGAAUGAUAGCAUUGACAUUCAGAGGUUCAGAGCUGCCUUCGAAAAGACAAUAAAGAUUUGCAACAAUUUGCGAACAAGAAUCGUUGUUGUCGGAAACACGACGGUUCAAGUUGUUCUUGAGGAUGACGUUGCGUGGGAGAAUCCAGAGGGCACGGAGCUGCACUCAUAUGUCAAGUCCAUGGAUUCCUUCAAAAUGGCUUACGGAUCUCGAUUACACCGCUAUGCCAUUAUCGAAGACAAUGGGGAGAGCUACUUUAUAUGGACUUUGCACCAUUCUAUCUAUGACGGCUGGACGUUACGUCUCAUGAUGGAAGUUCUUCAUUCGGUUUAUCAGGAUUGUACCCCUGUACAACUGCAGCCGUACAACAGGUUUGUAGAAUAUAUUGCAAACCUUGAUCAUGAAGAAGCAAGAAUUUACUGGGCAGCACAACUUCACGGCGCAAGCCGCGCAUCGUACCCGCCUUUCUCCAACUCCGCAAAAGACUCAAACUCCUGUAAAACUCUAGAAAGAGAUUUGGAGUUGCCUGAGAUGACUGGCUUGUCAGUUACAAAAGCGACAAUAAUCCGAGCCGCAUGGGCUAUACUCCUUGCAAGAUAUUGCGAGAGCGAGGAUAUUUGCUUUGGAGUUACCGUGUCUGGUCGUCAAGCAUCUGUUCAAGGAUUGUCAGAAAUGCCAGGGCCUGCACUUGCUACUGUGCCUAUCCGUGUCCAGCUAGAUAAACAGCAAACUGUAUUGGACUAUUUAGGCACCAUGCAAAGUCAGGCCUCGAAGAUGGUCCCUUAUGAGCAGUUUGGGCUACAGGAGAUUGCUAAAAUUAACUCUGGAACUCAAGAGGCCUGCAAUUUCUCGAGCCUGUUGGUUGUUCAACCGAUGCAGCAUUUAACAAAUGAAGACGAUGCAAUGCUUAUGCCAGUCCAAGUUGACUUGCAAGAAGAAAAUACGAUGCAGAACUACUUCAACUACCCUCUUGUCAUUCAAGGCCAUGUGCGAGAUGAAAGCGUCAAUCUUUUCUUCAUUUAUGAUUCCAGCGUUCUCCCAGAGUCACAAAUAUUAGCUAUAUCUCACCAGUUGGAACAUAUUAUGAAGCAACUCAUCUUGAACCCGGCAUCGCAGCUUAAUGAUUUAUCUUCGACUUCUAAUUGGGAUGUUGAGUUCUCCCACAAAGUCAAUAGCGAGGCUCUACCAGAAAUCCUAGACACUUGCUUGCAUACGCUUAUUGAACUCCAAGCAGAGGCAUGCCCAGACGCUAUGGCUGUACAAGGCUGGGAUAAAACAUUCACCUACCAUGAGCUGAACAGGGCAGCCAAUCGGCUAGCUCACCAUCUUGUCACGGAGAUAGGUGUGAAACCUCAUGACAUAGUUCAUGUUUGCUUCAGCAAAUCAGCUUGGUAUGUCGCAGCCAUAUUGGCAAUCAACAAGGCUGGUGCUGCUUGGGGCCCCAUUGAUCCAUCACAUCCUCUUCAACGUCAUAAACAGAUUGUCAGCCAAACAAAAGCACGAGUUGCACUUGCGUCCCCAGACAAUGUUGAGAGAUGUUCUAAAUUAGUCCCUUCAGUCGUUGCAGUCUCGUCGUCCUUAGAUUCCAAUCUCAGUGAGAAGAACUACGAUAGUCGUAGCGGGCCCGACGUUACAGUAACUGCUCUUCACGCUGCCUACGUCUUAUUUACUUCUGGCAGCACAGGUACGCCAAAGGGCUUAAUCAUAGAUCACGGCGCGCUCUGUACAAGUCAAACAGCUGUUGGAAAACGCUUCGGGUUUACGCCGAAGGUGAAGAUUUUACAAUUCACCACUUAUGUGUUUGACUUUUCCAUCAGCGAAAUCAUAGCAGCCAUGUUAUUUGGUGCUUGCGUAUGCAUUCCAUCCGAAGAAACCCGUAUGAACCGGUUGAAAGAUUUCGUCCAGGAAAGUGGCAUAAACUGGCUAUUCCUGACUCCAUCCUUUUUACAAACACUAAAACCCGAUGAAGUGCCAAACGUAGAAUUGGUAGCGGUUGGAGGCGAGCCUCUCCCUCGUGCUUUGUUUGAAGAAUGGGUUGAUAAAGUGAGACUCUUCAAUUGCUGGGGGCCGUCAGAAACCUGCGUUAUGAGUGCAAUGCACGAAUACAAAUCAGCAGACGAGUCAAAUAUGACCAUUGGAAAGCCAGUUGGCGGAUUCUGUUGGAUUGUCGAUCCAGAAGAUCCGCAGAGACUUGCACCGGCGGGAGCAGUCGGUGAGCUGAUUGUGCAAGGACCUACUCUAUUGCGCGAGUAUUUAAAUGAUCCUGCAAAGACCGAGGCUUCGAUAUUGUGCACCCGUCCUGAUUGGGCUUUAUGUCCUGAUACGGAGCAUUGGAAUCGCUUUUACAAGUCAGGAGACCUUUGUUCUUAUAAUCCCGAUGGUACUAUCCAAUUCCAUUCGCGCAAGGAUACGCAAGUCAAAAUUCGCGGUCUGCGUGUGGAGUUGGGCGAAAUUGAAUAUCGCAUUAAAGAAGCUCUCCGCGGCGCUCUUCAAGUUGCUGUUGAUGUCUUCAAGUCUGACACUGCCUCAGUUCUCGCUGCGUACUUUUGCUUUAGCGAUGCCACUGCAGUCAUCUCAGGAACAGACGCCAAUGAUGUUUUCAUGCCGUUGACGGAAGAAGUUCAACAUCGCAUUGCAGCCAUGGUUGAAGAGAUCAAGAUUUCACUUCCAGAGUAUAUGAUUCCUACCCUUUUCAUCCAGUGCCAUUAUAUGCCCACUACCACAUCUGGAAAGCUGGAUAGAAAGACUUUACAAAUGCUCACAUCAGUCCUCAAUCAAGACCAAUUGGCGGGUUAUGCAUUAGUGAACAGUAAGAAAGUCAUGCCUAAAACUCCAAUGGAGUGCAAGCUACAGGCCAUCUGGGCAGACGUCUUGGCUGUUCCUAUGGAAACAAUUGGCCGCGAUGACAGCUUCCUCAGCAUCGGCGGUGAUUCAAUUGCUGCUAUCAGGCUAGUGGCCGCCGCCCGUGAUAAAGGGAUUGCGCUUACAGUGAGCGAUAUUUUCCAAGAUCCUCGACUAUUAUCCGUUGCCUCCAGAGCUUCUUUCACGGACGAUAACGAGGAAUUGGCGGUUACUCAUAUCGCACCUUUUACCCUACUUGACGAAUCCCAACAUGACUUGAUCUCCAAUAGCCCUACUGAUCCGGUCUUAGCAUUGCCCCGUGGCAUUGACAUAGAAGAUGCCUAUCCCUGCUCGAAGAUGCAAGAAGGCCUGAUGGCACUAUCAGUCAAGCAGCCUGGCUCUUACAUUGGGAAAUAUAACUAUCGUAUUCCGUCUCACGUUGAUGUCACCAGGCUAAAAACAGCAUGGGAGCACAUCGUCAACCACUUCACCAAUCUUCGUACAAGAAUUAUCAGGCUUGGUGCAACUUCUGUCCAGAUUGUUGCCAAGGAUGACAUCGCUUGGGACUCUACGGACCAAAUGACGCUCCGAUCGUAUCUGCAAGAAACUCGAGUCAUGGAAAUGGGUUAUGGUUCGCGCCUAUGCCGCUAUGCUAUUAUUAAAGAUGACGGAUGUUUUUACUUUUCCAUGAAUAUCCAUCACGCCGUCUAUGAUGGCUGGGCGCUGUCCGUUAUCUUCCAGGCCUUCCAUCAAGCUUAUAGAGGCCUCGAGCUUGCCAGUCUCGUCCCGUAUUCCCAUUUCAUCAAAUACACUAUGGAACUUGACUACGAAGCCGCUGGCAAUUACUGGGCAAAGCAACUCCGGAAUGCUCGAAAAGCAGCAUUCCCCUCCGUUCCAAUUGAGUCCACCAGUAAGCCAGAUGCUUCGCGUACAGUCACAGCGGAACUUGAGCUUUCAAGGAGCAAUUCAAAUAUCACCACAGCCACUAUUGUGCGUGCCGCUUGGGCAAUAGUCCUUGCACGCUAUUGUGAUAGUACCGAUGUUUGCUUUGGCGCAACAGUCUCUGGACGGCAAGCAUCCCUGCAUGGCUUGACACAAAUGCCUGGCCCAGUAAUUGCCACCAUACCCGUCCGUAUUCAUCUCGAAAACCAGAAAUCAACAGUAAAAUUCCUGGAGGACGUUCAAACCCAGGCAAUGGAGAUGAUACCCUAUGAGCAAUUUGGCCUACAGAAUAUCCGCAGACUUGACAGUGACGCCGAGGACGCGUGUGAUUUCACAAGCUUGCUUGUCGUUCAACCUCUCCAAAUGUUCUCAAAUAAUGACAGUGGCAGUGAAGAUACCCUUUUGGAUGCUAUCGAAAGUACAGAGGAGGAUACAGAUGGAAUGCAAAAUUAUUUCUCGUACCCCCUUGUGGUUCAAGGCCAUUUGAGCGACGAUUUUGUCAGAAUUGUUCUAAUCUACAACCCGCUGUGUAUUGCUGAGCAACAGAUUAUGGCAUUGUCUGAACAGCUCAAGCAUGUCAUCACCCAGCUAGCCGAGUCACAACCCAACCAGAUACUAGGCCAUCUAUCUCUCGUUUCCCAGUGGGAUAUUCAACAGUCGCACAAGCUCAACUCCGAUGUUCCCGAGAUUAUCAAUUCUUGUUUCCAUCAUCUCGUUGAAGAUCAGGCUACUUAUCGCCCCAAUGCUAUGGCUAUCCGUUCUUGGGAUGGUGACUUCACCUAUGCCGAGCUUAACCAAGCAGCUAAUCGUCUUGCGAACCAUCUCGUUCAGACAUACGAUAUUCAGACAAAUGAGCUGAUACAUGUGUGCUUUGAGAAGUCCAUCUGGUAUUUUAUAUCAAUCUUAGCUAUCAACAAGGCUGGUGCUGCUUGGGUGCCAAUUGACCCGUCUCAUCCUGUACAGCGCCUCCGAGAGGUUGUCAAUCAAACUAAGGCAAAGAUUGCGCUCUGCUCGCCAGAAUACAUUGAUAUCUGUUUCACUCUCGUUGAAUCCGUCGUUCAAGUUUCUCCUGGAUUGGAUACCCAGCUUUUACAACUUGUAAGCAGUCAACAAGGUCCCGCAAGCGAAGUCUCUCCAAGCAAUAUUGCCUAUGUGCUUUUUACGUCAGGCAGCACUGGCACUCCGAAGGGUCUAGUAAUGCAGCAUAGAUCUGUGUGUACAAGCCAGAUGUCGAUUGCAAAGAGACUUGGGUUGACACCAGAAGUUCGCAUGCUUCAGUUUGCAGCGUUUGUUUUCGAUCUAUCAAUUGGCGAAAUUAUCGCUCCCCUCAUUACAGGAGCUUGCUUUUGCGUUCCAUCAGCACACUCGAGAGUAAAUGAGCUUCCAAAGUUCAUUCAAGACAUGAACGUUAACUGGGCGUAUCUGACGCCUUCGUUCGUACGGACUCUCAAACCAACAGAUGUUCCAGGUCUAGAACUUUUACUGCUUGCCGGUGAAGCAGUUCCUCGUGAUGUGCUUACGGCCUGGUUUGGUAAGUGGAAAUCGAUUGAUGAGUCGUCUCUUACAAUUGGACGCCCUGUCGGCGGCUUCUGCUGGAUUGUCGAUGCUGAAAAUCCAGAACGCCUUGCACCUUUCGGUACGAUUGGUGAAGUCGUCAUCCAAGGUCCGACUCUCUUGCAGGAGUAUCUUGCAGACCCAGAGCGCACCAAUGCCUCCACCAUGCCAUCCGCUGGAUGGGCUCCUCACCCGGAUGGGACGAACUGGAACAGAUUCUAUAAGUCGGGUGAUCUUUGUCGUUAUAACGCAGACGGCACUCUUGAGUUUUCGACACGCAAAGACACGCAAAUUAAGAUUCGUGGUCUGCGUGUUGAACUGAGUGAAGUUGAAUACCACAUCCAACAAGCUUUAACGGGUGUGCAACAGGUAGCCGUUGACGUUUUCAGAGGCGAGAGUGGCUCUAAUCUUGUUGCCUACAUUUGUUUCAACAAUGAGACAAGGACGGCAGGUAUCCAAGUUGACAAAGAAGAGACGCCUUUCUCAUCUCCCGACGAAAGCCUACGGAACCAGCUGGUUGCUCUCGCGGGAGAACUAGCCCUCGCCUUGCCCCGCUACAUGAUCCCAACGUUGUUUAUUCCUUGCCAGUAUAUGCCAUUCAUCACCUCUACAAAAUUAGACAGAAAAUUGCUCCAGAGGCUGCUGUCGUCGCUUAGUCAAGAUCAGCUGGCGACAUAUUCAUUAGCCAACAGCGAAAAGCGUCAGCCAGAGACCGAAAUGGAGCAACGCUUACAGCUAAUCUGGGCCGAGAUCAUGAAUUUGCCAAUGGACUCUAUUGGCAGAGACGAUACUUUCUUCCAGCUCGGUGGCGAUUCCAUUAUGGCUAUAUAUCUCGUGUCAACAGCGCAGCAAGAUGGCAUUUCACUUACCGUGAAGGAUGUUUUUGAUGACCCCAGAUUACUCGCUGUUGCCUCAAAAGCUGUUACAAUUGAAGAUGCUGUAGAUGAAACAGAUUCUACUCCAGAGCCAUUUAGCCUCUUGCCUAAAUCACAGCAAAGCCUUGUCCUUGAAGGUAAGGUUCGCAAAGAGUGCGGCCUUCUCAAGGACCAAACUAUCAUUGAUGCAUAUCCCUGCUCUUCUCUCCAGGAAGGUCUCAUUGCUCUUACUGCAAAGCAGCCGGGGUCAUAUGUUGCUACCUAUGCCCACCAUUUAUCGGACUCAGUGGACAUUCCCAUGUUUAUGGCUGCGUGGGACUCGGUCGUGGAAAUGUGCGACAACCUUCGAACACGAAUCGUUGUGUUGGAUGGAGUUAUGACGCAAAUAGUACUCGACAAUCAUAGUAAUUGGGUGUCUGCCGAUAAUGAGACUCUCGAGUCAAUGACUGGAUCGUCACGGAAUUUGAAGAUGGGGUACGGAACUCCGUUAUGCUGGUACGCGAUUGUGUCGGACAAGGGUGAAAACUACUUCGUCUGGUCCGCUCAUCAUUCCAUUUACGAUGGAUGGACAAUAAGAGUCAUGUUCUCAGCUCUGUAUAGUACCUAUCAAGAUGGUUAUGCACCUGAAAUACGACCGUUCUCUACGUUCAUCAAAUCGAUACGGGAGCUUGAUAAUAACAAGGUUGCAUCAUACUGGAGGGAAGAACUAGCCGGAGCAAAACGUGCCACGUUUCCACCUCGCCGAAGUGCCCUAAGUAGCACAGAAACCAAGAGAUAUAGCUCAACGAUUGCGUUCUCAAGAGCUGUAAAGAGCUCCAUCACACAAGCCUCGAUUCUGCGAGCUGCAUGGGCCAUUGUCCUUGCCCGUUACUGCGAUAGCAAUGAGGCGGUUUUCGGUGCAACAGUUUCUGGUCGUCAAGCAAAAAUACAAGGAGCGGAAAUGAUUGCUGGACCAAUGAUUGCCACGGUUCCUAUCAGAGCCCGUCUUAAUAGCCAGGCACCGAUAUCCAGAUUCCUCCAAGAUAUCCAGAAUUUGAGCACAGCCAUGAUACCUUAUGAACAGUAUGGCAUACAGAAUAUCUCUAAAGUCAGUCCAGAAGCCAAGGAGGUUUGCGACUUCUCAAGUCUGUUGGUCGUUCAGCCUCCUGCACACGGGGCAGUCGAUGAUGCGGAUGAUGGCAUAUUUGUUCAAGACGAAUCCGCAAGCGACCUCACAAUGAAUGCCAUGGACGGCUACUUUAAUUACCCGUUUGUCAUCAUUGCCAAUCUCUAUGCCGAUAAAUUCCAUCUGAAUCUCUUUUACGACCCUACGGUAUUAUCAGAGUCUCAAGUGGUUGCUUUGGCAUCUCAUUUGGAUCACGUCACUCAACAAAUAGUCGCAAAGGAGGCAGUCAACACACCUCUAAGCUCAGUGUCUCUUCUCAGCCCCUGGGAUCUCAAUCAUGCAGUUGAAUCAAACAGAUUAAACCCUUCCAGCGAGACUUGCGCGCAUUGGCUCAUCCAAGAAACCAUCCAAUCUCGACCAAAUGACAUAGCUAUCGCGUCUUGGGAUGCGGAGCUCACUUACUCUCAAGUCGGCACAUUCGCUUCUCGUUUGGCGGUCAAAUUGCAAGAACGCGGAGUCGGCCCCGAAACUCUGGUUCUUUUGUGUUUCCCCAAGUCAGCGUGGGCUGUCAUCGCCAUGGUGGCUAUCGAAAUGGCUGGCGGCGCCUUUGUUCCUCUUGAUCCAGCAGCUCCAGCCGCUCGAUUGAAAGGCAUCAUUGAUGACACUCAUGCUGUUCUUGCUAUAGCCAGUCCAUCUACUGGUACGGUGCUUGAGGGAUUAGGUGUCGAAAUUAUAUCGGUCGAUCAGGAAAUGCUUUCUGCACUACCUGACCCAACUCAUCCAGUCGUGUCCAACGUCCAACCUCAACAUGCAAGCGUCAUUCUUUUUACCUCCGGUUCUACCGGUAAGCCAAAGGGCAUGGUUAUCCAGCAUAACAACCUUUGCUCAUCAAGCGACGCGUAUGGAGAUAAACUUGACAUCGGGCCGGGAACACGAGUCUUCCAAUUUUCAGCUUACACAUUUGAUGUCGGCAUUCUAGACUGCCUCGUAUCUUUAAUGCGCGGCGCCUGUCUCUGUAUCCCCUCUGACCACGACCGGAUGAACAAUCUAUCAGGUGCCAUGCGGUCUCUAAAGGCCAAUUGGGUAUUCCUGACCCCCACUGUUGCCGACCUUUUGUCUCCCACUGAUGUCCCUGACCUAAAGGUGGUAUGUCUCGGUGGUGAGGCUAUUAGCAAGAAGUGCGCAGAUCGCUGGGUAAAUCAUGUCGAGUUACAUGGCCUCUAUGGACCGGCUGAGGCAUCCAUCUGCGCGUGGAAUCCCACAGUUGGCAAAUCUGGUCGGUCGACCAACCUUGGUAGACCAAUCUCCAGUGCAUUCUGGGUCGUUGAACCGAGCAAUAUCAGACAGCUUGUACCUGUGGGGUGCAUAGGUGAACUUCUUAUUGAGGGCCCUAUGCUUGCCCGUGGCUAUUUGAACGUUAGUGCUGAAGUUGCUUCCAGCUGGAUGGAUGACGUGGAUUGGCUUCCUGGGGAGAAGAAGAGAGUGUAUCGCACAGGCGAUUUGGUUCGCCGGAACCCUGACGGCACAUUCGAGUACAUGGGACGAAAAGACACUCAAGUCAAGCUUCACGGCCAACGAGUGGAACUUGGUGAGAUUGAGUCCCAAAUUCAUCACUUUCUCCCUGAUAAUAUGGCUGCUAUGGUCGACAAUCUCAAAGCGGAUGAUGAGAAUGCGCAUGAUAUUCUUCUGGCCUUCCUUUGGUAUACCGAAGAAGACAGUGCUCAAUCGCAAAGUCUCCGUCUUAUGCACUCUCUACCAGAAAAAACGCAGAGAUUCAUUUGCCAUUUGGAUUCAUCGCUGGCAGAAGCUCUCCCCUCAUACAUGAUUCCUUCGUCGUACUUAAUAUUUGAGGGUAAGCCAGAACAGACGACAUCCGGAAAAGUUAAUCGACGCGCUCUGGUGGAACUUGGCCGUAGCGUCUCUGUCCAGGAUCGCCUGCGCUUCACUCCUGAUGCUGGUGACCAUGAAUCACCCACAACUCCAAUGGAGUUGCAACUGCAAGCUCUCUGGGCUCAAGUCCUUAAGAUUGAAGAUGUUACAGUCAUUGGAAAGCACGAUAGCUUCCUUCACCUUGGUGGUGAUUCAAUCACUGCAAUCGAAUUAGUCUCAUUAGCCCAGCGACAGAACAUUGGCCUCACGGUAGCGCUGAUUUUCAAUAAUCCGCGACUUUCAUCCAUGGCAGAGGCCAUCCAUACAGAACUUUCUCCGUCGUCUUCAGCAGAAGAUGUUGCUCAAUCUGGUCUCAUCUCAAGCAUUGAUAAGCAGACUGCCCUAAGGGCAGUCAAAACCCAGUGCCAUCUUUCUGAUUCUGCGGAAGUCGAGGACAUAUACCCAUGUACGGAUCUUCAAACAGGUCUAAUGGCUUUGACUAUCAACCAACCAGGGUCUUACAUCGCAAAACAUGUCUACCGUCUCGGAUCUCAUAUCGACAUUGAGCGCUUCAAACUAGCUUGGGAACAAACAGUGAAUUACUGCACCAACCUUCGUACCCGAAUCGUGCUCUACGGAAACACUGCAGUUCAAGCAAUUAUCCAAGAACCAAUUGACUGGUCAUCCACUUAUACCGAUCUUCGUUCUUUCCUCCUAUCACACGAAAAUCGCAAUAUGACUUAUGGCUCGCCGCUCUGUCGAUACGCCAUGAUUGCUCAAGGCAGUGAACAUUACUUCGCCGUAAAUAUUCAUCACACUGUCUUCGAUGGAUGGACUUUAUCAAUCGUGCUGAGAACAUUGCAUGCUAUGUAUUCUCAAGUUCAACCACCCUCGAUUCAACCGUAUGCCAAUUUUAUCAGGUAUAUUAUGGAUCUUGACCAAGAGAAUUCCCGCAACUAUUGGUCUACACAACUGCGUGGUGUCAAACGCACAAUGUUCCCUGUGGGACUCACUCAACCGAAGCCUUCGUCUGCUGCACAGAAAAUUGCAGGCUUGCUGAGUAAACAAGUACACUUCCCACGUCCGUCGAAAUCCUCCAUCACCCGUGCUACUAUAUUGCGCGCAACAUGGGCAUUGUUGCUAGCGCGAUAUGAUCACGUUGAUGAUGUUUGCUUUGGCACAACCGUCUCUGGACGACAAGCUCCAGUACAGGGCGUGGAUGAGAUGCCUGGGCUUGUCAUUGCCACGGUUCCUGUACGAGUCCAGCUUGACAAACAGCAAACGAUUUCCGCUCUCCUCGACACCAUCCAGAAUCAAGCAUUUGACAUGAUACCUCAUGAGCAAUACGGGUUGGCAAACAUCUCCAGGAUUAGCAAUGACGCCAAGGAAGCAUGUAAUUUUACAAAUCUCCUCAUCGUUCAGCCUGCUCAACAAUUCAUUCAGGCCGGCGAUGCAGCGGAGCCAGCUAUUUUCCAUCCGGUUGUCGCUGAAGGCAUUACUGAAGGCGAACUCCUCGGUGACUACUUCAGCUAUCCUCUUGUCAUGCAGUGCCAAUUGCUCGAAGAGGGUGUUGAGUUAGGCCUGAUAUAUCAACCGGAUGUUAUCAACGACUCUCAAGUGAAUGCCCUUGCCGAACAAUUCGCUUACAUCCUUGAACAACUCCAGAGUGCUGGUGAUACGACAUUAGCAGAACUAUCUGCUGCUAGCCCUUGGGAUGUAGAACAAGCUAUUGAGCGCAACAGCUACAGCAUCGGGCCAAUCGAAUCGUGUGUGCACGAACUGAUCUCGAUUCAGGCUGCUAAGAAUCCCCAGCAGGAAGCUAUAUACUCCACUUCUGGAAGCAUGACGUAUAGAAAAGUUGACCAGUUAUCGAAUCAACUUGCUUCACAUCUCAUUCGGCUUGGUGUUAAGUCUGAGACUAUUGUGCCUUUCUGUUACGAAAAGUCAAUGUGGUCAAUUAUUGCUAUGCUAGGUAUCAUCAAGACCGGCGGUGUCUUCCUACCAUUAGAUCCGUCCCAUCCACUCAGUCGCCGUCAGGCCCUGGUCGAUGAAACAAGCGCCCAGUAUAUGAUCGUUUCUCCCACCACAGCCAAAGAAUGUAAAGGUAUGACCAAGAACAACAUUGAGCUCUCGCCGAAUUUCUUUUCGAAGAAGAAACGUUCUUCUACAGCUCGAAAAUUCAAGCCCAUGAAACCUCGGCCCGGAAGUGCAAUGUAUAUUUUGUUUACUUCCGGAUCAACUGGAAAACCAAAGGGUGUGAUCAUUGAACACAAACCCAUAUCCAGCUUCCUAGUAAAGCUCUGUGAAGUUGCCCAGUUUAGCGGCAAAUCCAGAAUACUUCAAUUUUCCAGCUAUGGCUUUGAUGCUUCUAUUUUCGAAAUCUUUGCCAUUUUGAUAUCUGGAGGUACUGUGUGUGUUCCUACAGAAACGGAGCGCAUGCAGCAUACAUCGACGUUUAUUGAAGAAGCUAAGAUCAACACCGCUAUUCUUACACCGACAUUUGUCAAGACACUCAGCCCAGAGUCGGUUCCCUCACUGAAAACCCUAUUCCUUUGUGGAGAGGCUCCUUCUAAAGAGGUCGUAGACUUAUGGCGCCAACAUGUUAGCCUGUGGAAUGCAUAUGGGCCUACGGAAACCUGCAUCGUUUCCACUCUCCAGCACUAUACAGAUGUAUCAGUACCAGUUACGACCAUUGGCCGUGGGUUCGCUCAUCAUUGUUGGGUUGUCAAUCCAGAAAAUCAUGAUGAGCUUACCCCUAUUGGGUGUGUAGGUGAACUCCUAGUACAAGGAGACUCUUUAUCCCGUGGUUAUAUCAAUGAUGAGGAGAAGACGAAUAACGCAUUCAUCAACCAUGUCAAGUGGCUUCCCGCCAAUAUCGAUGUCGGAAAGCGCCGGUUUUACAAGACUGGUGAUCUAGUCCGAUACAACCCUGACGGAAGCUUUAACUACCUUGGCCGAAAGGAUACUCAAGUCAAGAUUCGCGGCCAACGUAUUGAGCUGGGUGAAAUUGAGUAUCAGAUUAAGCUUCACUUACCUGACCUCAAGCACGCGGCGGUUGACAUUAUUCGUCACGAUACACAUGAGUCUCUAGUUGCAUUCGUGAACUUCUCUGGCGACAAGGGCCCCAGCGAGGUUGCUCAGGUUCAGUUGGUGUCACAUAACGACGAGCUGCAAGAGCUCUUCUCUCAGUUGGUCACAAACCUUACUACAGUUUUACCAAGCUACAUGGUUCCCAAGUAUUUUAUUGCUGUCGAGUCCAUGCCACUCAAUACGGCUGGCAAGCUUGACCGAAAAGCGCUUUUGCAGACAGCGACAAGUCUCUCCACCGAAGAUUUGGCAGUUCAUUUGGCUGGUCAGCGUCUGCCAUUCCGUGAUGCUACAUCCGAACUCGAGCACUGGAUCCGAGUCCAGUGGGCAGAUAUUCUCGAAAUGCCAAGAGAAACAAUAAGCGUAGACGACAAUUUCUACCAGUUGGGUGGUGACUCUAUUCGCAUCGUCAACAUCUCGAGACGUAUCCUUGAUAAAUUCGGUGUGUCCCUUGGCAAUACGCUCAUGAACAGCAAACACACCACGAUCAGCAAUAUGGCCAAGUAUAUUUCUCUCAGCGCGGAGAAUGGGGCGACAGAGGUAGAUCACUCAGAUGCAGACAUAGAUUUAAUGGUCAAGAUCAAUUCGAUUUCUCAGUUGCCUUGGAUGUUACAACCACAAGGCCUACAAGGAAACCCCAUAAAGACACUACCUGAGCAAGCAACAGUUUUCCUAACGGGAGCGACUGGUUUCCUUGGUACGGAGAUUUUGAGGCAGUUGGUGCGAAACCCUGCAAUAAAAUCCAUCGCUGUUCAUGUCCGUUCGAAAUCACUAGAACAAGGGAUGGGACGCGUCCGGGAGACAGCCAAGAUCGCAGGCUGGUGGAGUGAGGAGGAUGCAGAAAAAUUGGAAAUCUGGUUGGGUGACCUUGCUAAGCCACAUCUCGGCCUCGCAGACGCUCAGUGGAAACGUCUUUCUGGUCUAUCGAAAUCAGACACCAACAUCGACGCAAUUGUCCACAACGGAGCAUCUGUCAACUGGAAUGCCAACUAUGAUACUCUUUGUGCUGCCAAUGUUACUUCCACUGUUGAUCUGUUGAAGGCAACAGCAACAUCACCACAGCAGCCCAAGUUCGUGUUUGUAUCCGGUGGUGCCUUCAUGGAUCCAGCCGAAAAUCAAGCCGUGUCAGCAGCGCUUCUCAAAACCGUCAAUGGCUACUCUCAAACUAAGUUCGUCUGUGAAUCUGUCAUUUCGAACAUUGCCAGAAGCCUGCCUAUCAACCAGAAUCGAGUGUCAACUGUCAAGCCAGGGCGUAUUAUUGGUACGGCAGAGCACGGUGUUGCCAACGUCGAUGACUUUGUCUGGCGCGUGGUCUCUACUGCAGCAUCAAUCCACGCUUACCCAGAGGAACCAUCAGAACAUUGGAUGGUUAUGCAAGAUGUGGGCAUAGUUGCGUCAAACGUUCUGAACCAGCUCUUUGCCGAUGACAUCAAGCCAUUCUGGAUGCUUGCAAGUGGUAUGCCCAUGUCUGUCUUCUGGGAUCGCAUCAAUUCUGGACUAGAAGUCCCAUGCAAACCGGUAUCUUGGCAGGAGUGGAUCGAACUCGCAUUAGCAUCGAUGAACAGAGUUGGUAACAAGCAUCCAUUGUGGCCUGUACAACAAUUCCUUGGCCAGCUUGGCCUACCGCCAACUAUUGUACAAUUGUCAAAUGCCGGCACUCCUGAGUGUGAACAGUCUAUGUCGGCCGUUGAGAGUAAUGUGAGAUAUCUCAGGAAGAUUGGCUUUAUUCGUUCAUCAGAAGAUGCGUUUGACAAUGUUCAGCGUGAGGGCACGAUUCGGCGUAUGCAUACACUAGGGGGCUAA
Molecule: messenger RNA, 43095 nt
Organism: Trichoderma harzianum CBS 226.95
Lineage: Eukaryota; Fungi; Ascomycota; Sordariomycetes; Hypocreales; Hypocreaceae
Exons: 8
Coding region: 1-43095 (14364 amino acids)
Biological process (GO): secondary metabolite biosynthetic process; amino acid activation for nonribosomal peptide biosynthetic process
Cellular component (GO): cytoplasm
Molecular function (GO): phosphopantetheine binding; acyltransferase activity
Source: RefSeq, a predicted model, not a curated record